Molecule: messenger RNA, 1308 nt
Organism: Macadamia integrifolia
Lineage: Eukaryota; Viridiplantae; Streptophyta; Magnoliopsida; Proteales; Proteaceae
Product: expansin-A2-like
Exons: 3
Coding region: 73-828 (251 amino acids)
Biological process (GO): plant-type cell wall organization
Cellular component (GO): extracellular region
Source: RefSeq, a predicted model, not a curated record
ACCUCCAAAGCCGCCUCCUCUCUCUCUCUAUAUCUCUUCUCCCCUGUUUCAGCUCCUCUGUUUCUCAUCACAAUGGCCAUAACUAUUUGUUCUCUUCUCUUCUUCUCUUCUCUCUUCUGCUUCUCCUUACAAAGAACUUAUGGAGACUAUGGAGGUUGGGAGAGCGGCCACGCCACCUUCUACGGUGGUGGUGAUGCUUCCGGCACAAUGGGAGGAGCUUGUGGGUAUGGGAACUUGUACAGCCAAGGAUACGGCACUAACACUGUAGCUCUAAGCACUGCUCUGUUCAACAAUGGCUUGAGUUGUGGUUCUUGUUAUGAGAUGAGAUGUGAUUCUGAUCCCAAAUGGUGCCUCCCCGGAACCAUUACAGUCACUGCCACCAACUUUUGCCCUCCCAACUUGGCUUUAUCUAACGAUAAUGGUGGAUGGUGCAAUCCUCCUCUCCAGCAUUUCGACAUGGCUGAGCCAGCUUUUCUCCAGAUUGCUCAAUACCGUGCGGGAAUCGUUCCCGUUGCCUUUAGAAGGGUGUCCUGUGUGAAGAAGGGAGGAAUAAGGUUCACAAUUAACGGCCACUCUUACUUCAACUUGGUAUUGAUCACCAACGUUGCAGGUGCAGGAGACAUCCAUGCAGUGUCGAUCAAAGGGUCCAAAACUGGGUGGCAAACCAUGUCAAGGAACUGGGGACAGAACUGGCAGAGCAACUCUUACCUCAACGGCGAGAGUCUCUCCUUCCAGGUCACCACCAGUGAUGGCCGAACCGUCACUAGCUACAAUGCUGUCCCAGCCGGUUGGCAAUUUGGUCAGACCUUCGAAGGUGGCCAGUUCUAGGAGGAGUUCUGGUCCGGUCUGGUCCAGGUUGGUCUGACCAGGUUGGUUGGUGGAUGAAUCAUUGAACUUGUACAAUAUCUUCUUUUCAAUUUUUUCUUUUUCAGAUCUAGACGAGCAAAGAAGUUGGGUGGCCCUUGAUGCUGAGGUUGCUAUUUUAGUACCCGCUAGACCUUCUUAUAUAUGUAAUAAUGGAUAGGAAAUCAGUUAGAAAUAUAGUUAGGUCAGUUAUUGAUACCUCAUCGCAAGCUUUGUUGAAAUCAAGGCAAUGGGUAUUGAAGGAAAAGAGUUUUUGGUGAGAGUGAGAGAGAGAUUGAUUUUAGCCCUACUGCAACUUGAUAUAAUUAUAAGGAAAAGCAAGGGCAAAAAACAUAAGUGUACUUUUUAUUUUUGGUAUCUUACUUGUGUUCCCUCGAAGCAAUGUAUUUGUCAUUAGAAAAUAUAUUAUAUUGGGAGAUGAAUGUAAUUUAUUAUUUUCCAUGA